Messenger RNA from Aegilops tauschii subsp. strangulata, 664 nucleotides. RefSeq lists its product as uncharacterized. NCBI's taxonomy places the organism in Eukaryota, Viridiplantae, Streptophyta, Magnoliopsida, Poales, Poaceae. The record is from RefSeq and is a predicted model, not a curated record.
GAAGCCUCCGAAAGCCUCAUUUAAAGCCCACGAAACCGCAUCCUUCUUCCUCAUCGAUCCUAUCCCUCCCCUCCUCUCUCCCUGGCCAUACCCAAGAACACAGCACUUCCCAUCUCAACUCCACUCCGGUCCGGCCGCUAUGGCCACUCCAAGAUUUCUCGCCAUCCUCCUCGUCACGGCUCUCCUCGCGCUUUCCUUCUCGCAAGGGGCGGUGUUGGUGGUGGAGGGCAGGAAGGUGCAGGUGAUGAGGGCGGUGGGGCGGUGGCGCUCGCCCCUCCGCGGCGUCCGGUUGCAGGAGCAGCAGGAGGGCGGCGGGAUGGUGUCGACGGUGAUGGACUACUCGGAACCCAAGGCCAACACCAACCCCCGCGGCAGCGUGCCCGCCGCGCCGGAGGACCCCACAUCGCCGCCGUGGCACUGAUCGAUCGACGCAUUUGCGUGUAGAGGACGAAGAGGCCAGGAGGGAUCCGAACGAACGGCUGUUCUCCUCCCUCUUUGCCGCGGUAAAUCUUUGAUGAGUUGGUUAAUCUGGAGAACUGUAUGUAUACUGCUUAUGUUUUGAGUUUUGAUCUCUCGAUCUGUACGUUUCCCCCCUGCAUGCUGCCCAUCUGUACAACCCAUCCAUGUGUAUGUGCUUUGCAAUAAAAUCAUCAACAUUGUGCCA